AUGCUGCAGGCAUGCGGCGUCACGGCGUUUCUCGUGCCGGUGGGGCGGGCCGCGACGGCGCGCAUCAAGCAGCGGCCGGAAGACUUCGUUGUGGUCGAGGAGGAUCCCGCGGGUGCACGUACUGAUGCAGUAGACUACCAGCUGCCUGUCCCACCCGCCCCCGCUGCGGUGAGCACGACGUCACCGCGUCACACUAGUGAAGGCGCGGUUGCUCCUUCCACCUCCACCUCUGCCGUUGCUGCUGAUAAUAACGACGGCGACGACGAUACCACAGCGGUGAGUGCUGAGUGUUUGCUGACAGAUGCGACACGAGAGGCCCUGCAUGCGGUGUUUGGCAGCAAACAUGACGCCAUCACGCAGUAUGACCCAGCAGCUGCUUCUACUGCUGCUGCUGCUGCUGCUGUUGGCAGAGAGAUCCCUCUCGUUACGGAAGAGCACAUUGUUGGUGUAUUCAACCGCAGGGAGGACCGUCAGCGGCUGCACCACGCUCUGAAGGCCGCCUUUCCACACCUGCGUAGUGAAACGCGCCGUGCUUCGCUUCCCCAAGUCCCUGCGGAUGCGCAGAACUACCACGUGGUCGUCAGGUACGAUAACGACUACCUCCUCCUUGCGCACCUGCUCGGCGAGCAUGCUGCCGAUGCGGUGGAGGCGUGGCGCAGCGCGGAGUCACGCAGCGACUCGUUCCUCAUUACAGCGGCCUUUCCAUUGGAGGCGACGAAGGACACGCGUCGUGCCUUCCACGAGAUGAUGGCACGGCGCUACCCGGACGUGACGUGUCGUGUUGCAAACGGCAAAGUGACGCUUGGGGCCUCCACGAGGCAGCGAGGAAAGCGAUCACGUGGUGGCGACUGGGACAGAGGUGGUGGCGGUGGUGGUGGUGGUAGCGCUGCUGCUGCUUCUGCUGCUGCGGGUGUCUUUACGCAUCUCCUUGUGCGCAAGCGCAACCUUGAUAUGAUGGAGCUGCGGAUUUUGCUGGCGGAGCACUUCCGCGUCCCCGACGCCGCCGUGUGCACGGCUGGACUAAAGGACAAGUGCGCCGUGACGUAUCAACGAUGCUCUGUUCCCGGCAAGUGGCAGCAAGAAGAGCAACAACAACAACAAGGAGACGUAAUGCUCCGUUUGCCAUGGCCAAGCGACCCUUCAAGCUAUGCAGAAAUUCUGCAGAUGUCUGCUCCGUUUCCAGCCCCUGUGGUAAUUGGCCAGCUUCGCGGGAACUGGUUCCGCAUCCACCUCACUGACGUGCGCGGGAUAACACGCGCUGAGCUUGCCGGGCGUGUGCGGCGCGUGGCGUCGGAUGGGUUUCUAAAUUACUUUGGCCAGCAGCGCUUCAGUGAACAUACCCGAAGCGUGAAGGACCACGUUGGUGUGCACUUGCUGGCGGGGCGGUGGGCCGACGCCGUGCGCUGCGCGCUGGGUGGUGUGCCAGAGCUUUACGCGUCGUUCCCGGCGAAGAUGGAGGUGCGCCACGUACCAACAGCUGACCGCGAUGCUCAGUGCGUCGUGCAGGCCCUGCGGCGCGUGUACCGCACGCGCUACGCCUGCCUGCCGCAGCCUCUAUCGGCGGAUGACGUCGCUGGCGGCACGACGCGCUGGCAGCAGCUGUGCCACGAGGCUCUAAUGGCAGUGCCCUUCGCUAUCCGCGUCUUGUGGCUGCAUGGGGCACAGAGCCUCAUCUUCAACAUGACACUGUCAAAGCUGCAUCACGCGGGCGGCGCAAUGGUGACGGUGGGUACGCUGCCGCUGGUGGGCCACCAAGUGACGGUGGACGACGCCGUGCGGCCGAUGCUCGAGCAGACAUUGGCAGAACUAUGCCUCAGCAACACUGAUGUGCUGCUGCAGCAGAGGAAGGUGCUCGGCGUUCCGCUUCCAGGUGCCAUGCGACAGAGGGUUGUGCAGCCUGUGGAGUGCAAUCUGGUAUUUGACGAUAAUAAUGCAGAGGAGGAGGGGCCAAAGGGGGAGGACGGCUUUAAAGCAGAUCUAUCCUUUUUCCUUCCGCCGUCUGGCUACGCAACUAUCUUUCUGCGGGAGGUCCUUGGCUGUGACCAAUGGUGGUGA
This is a messenger RNA of Trypanosoma grayi, 2055 nucleotides long. Its product is annotated as tRNA pseudouridine13 synthase. Gene Ontology annotation, cellular component: nucleus. Lineage: Eukaryota; Euglenozoa; Kinetoplastea; Trypanosomatida; Trypanosomatidae. The transcript has a single exon. The record is from RefSeq and is a predicted model, not a curated record. The coding region runs from base 1 to 2055 and encodes 684 amino acids. Gene Ontology annotation, molecular function: pseudouridine synthase activity; RNA binding. Gene Ontology annotation, biological process: pseudouridine synthesis.